AUGCACCACAUCCGAGUGCUGGAUCUUCCAUCUCCUCGCGUAUUACUAACCACAUCUUCUUCCGUUUUCAAUUUUUGGGUCUAUGGACCACUACUCUCGACGGCUUGUCACCACCCACAUCUUGACGGUCUACGGACCACUUCUCUCGACGACUACUUGUUCUCGACGUCUACCGACUACUACCUCCCCUCGACGAUAAGCGCUUCUAUUGUAUAUCCUUGUCCGACGUCGCUGACCCCAGAGGAUUUCAAGUUCACCCCACUCCCCUCAUUCACGACAACAGGCGCCGUUUUCAUAUGUUCCACAUGUCAAACUAACCUUUUUGUCACACAGGUCGAGGCUCUUAUGAUCAGUGUCUAAUGCAGGUCAUCCUCUGUUGCAGCCCAUUCUCAUGAUCGGAUGCUCCAUCGGAUAUGACAUGGGCUUCGUUCAAGUGUCUGCACGAUUUCAGGGCCCAUGGAUCCCAUCUUUGUACGGACUGCGGAUUCUGUUGGGUGGAUCUGGGAGCUGAUUCCUGGGUCAGUUCCUGGCCUGGAGUACGGACACCUUGAAGCGGUUAGGAUGUCAUAACAUUAGCGCGGCAGCAUAGGGUUUCCCUGAUUUUUAUAUAUAAUGCUUCAAUACUUGGGGCUUGUACGUGCCUCGGUCAUCACUGUGCUGUGUUCCGAGGUGAGAUAUUUGCCUGUCCUCAUUGAGCUCAUUCUUUUGUGUCGCCUUUAAAAGAGGAGAGAGACCAG
This is a messenger RNA of Cantharellus anzutake, 737 nucleotides long. RefSeq lists its product as uncharacterized. The record is from RefSeq and is a predicted model, not a curated record. NCBI's taxonomy places the organism in Eukaryota, Fungi, Basidiomycota, Agaricomycetes, Cantharellales, Hydnaceae. The coding region runs from base 1 to 360 and encodes 119 amino acids. The transcript is spliced from 7 exons.